This is a messenger RNA of Euleptes europaea (tarantolino), 1293 nucleotides long. RefSeq names its product nuclear factor, erythroid 2 (gene NFE2). Gene Ontology annotation, biological process: regulation of transcription by RNA polymerase II. The coding region runs from base 1 to 1293 and encodes 430 amino acids. Gene Ontology annotation, molecular function: DNA-binding transcription factor activity, RNA polymerase II-specific; RNA polymerase II cis-regulatory region sequence-specific DNA binding. The record is from RefSeq and is a predicted model, not a curated record. Gene Ontology annotation, cellular component: nucleus. The transcript is spliced from 3 exons. Lineage: Eukaryota; Metazoa; Chordata; Lepidosauria; Squamata; Sphaerodactylidae.
AUGGUGAUGCGGGAAGCCGGGGGUUCCUUGGCAAUGAUUCGGUUCGCCGUACUCACGUGCCCGGAAAUAGCCGUCAUUUCCUGUAACUUCGCUGCCACGGCUGACUUUGGGGGGACCCUGCUGGAGCAGACGCUGGGCAGGGCCCGGCCUGACAAAAUGCCCCCUUUCCCACCCCAGCAAGGCUGGGCUCGGGGCACCUACCUCCCCUUGUACAAUCCCCUGGCCGGGGGGGAGCCUGGGUCGCAGGGGGAGAUGGAGCUCACUUGGCAAGAGAUCCUGUCCAUCUCAGAAUUGCAGGGCCUCGAAAUGCCAAGUGAGAGCUGCUACGACCCUGCUCUGUGUGGCCUUGUGCAACCGAUGGGACCAGCUCCCAACUACAGGCCGUGCGCACUGAUGGGGGACAGCUCAGGGUCCAUCUAUGGGCACCCUGCUCCGGCGUAUGAACAUCCAUACCCAGAAACCGCGCCUGCCCCCCGUGGCCUGUACAGCUACACUGGCAUGCUGAUCUCAUCCACGUUUGAACCUCCAAGAGCUACCACAUCAGGGGGGUGUAAAGGGCUGGUACUGGAGGGGGACUUGGUUAGUAGUUAUGGACCACAGGGGUCUUGCAAGCCCCAGGAGGACCUGGAAUCAGACUCUGGGUUAUCACUCAAUUACAGCGACGCAGAAUCCCUGGAGGCAGAGGGGCUGGAACGGGCAGAGUAUACUCCGCUUUACCCUAUGGACCAUACACAAGCCUACCCAAUGUUGGCCCCAAUGCCAGAGAUGCCUUUCCCCACUCCACUAAUGGCACCUUCUUUAGAGAAGGGGCGCAGCCUGCGCGGGGAACUGGCAGGCAGCCGCGACGAGCGCCGGGCCCUGGCCAUGAAAAUACCCUUUUCUGUGGAAAAGAUCAUCAACUUGCCAGUGGACGACUUCAAUGAGUUGGUGUCCCGCUUCCCCCUGAAUGAGCCCCAACUGGCCCUGGUCCGGGACAUCCGCCGGCGUGGCAAGAACAAAGUGGCAGCUCAGAACUGCCGCAAGCGGAAACUAGAGACCCUGGUGCACCUGGAGCGGGAACUGGCUGAGCUGAGCCGCGAGCGGCAGCGCUUGUUACGAGACCGCAAUGAGUUUGAUAGGACUCUCACGCUCACCAAGCAGAAGCUGGGGGCCCUUUACCACCAGGUCUUCUGCAUGCUUCGUGAUGAAGCCGGCAACGCCUACUCCCCGGAGGAGUUCUCGUUGCAGCUCACCCUCGAUGGCGGCGUCUUCCUUGUGCCACGCAACAAGCAACCAGAUAACGGUGCGGAUUGA